Molecule: messenger RNA, 1664 nt
Organism: Lactuca saligna
Lineage: Eukaryota; Viridiplantae; Streptophyta; Magnoliopsida; Asterales; Asteraceae
Source: the annotation of a GenBank genome assembly
GUUAUCACCAAUCAGGUUAAAGCCAAUCCCGAAUUAAUAGGCUCGGAAAGUUCCCAGACCUCAAGCUCAGGAUCAGGUUCGGUAGAUAAUCUUCUGUUUAUGACCCACCUACGCAGCUAGUCUCACACAUUCUUUGCGUUACUGAAGACUCCAGAGCGAUUCAUCAUCAAUCUGUUUCAAAACCAAAGAUUUCAGGUUCAAGAUUUGGGUUUUUCAGAUUUCAAUCGACUGAGCGAACAUGUCAGAUCACGAGGAUCAUAAGUCGGAAUCGUUGAUGGAGAAGAUAUCGGACAAGAUUCACGGUAAGGAUGAUUCUUCCUCGUCUUCAGAUUCAGACGACGACAACAAGAUUUCAGCGAUGAAAUCGAAGGUUUUUCGCAUGUUCGGUAGGGAAAAGCCCGUCCACAAUGUCUUCGGCGGCGGAAAGCCUGCUGAUGUGCUCCUAUGGAAGGACAAGAAGGUAUCUGGUGGAAUCCUAGGUGGAGUUUCAAUCAUCUGGUUCCUUUUUGAAGUGCUGGAAUAUCAUUUGCUGACUCUUGUUUGCCACAGUCUGAUUCUUACAUUGGCAAUACUAUUCCUAUGGUCAAAUGCCUCAGCUUUCAUCAACAAAUCUCCACCAAAAAUCCCACAAGUUGUGAUUCCAGAGAAACCUGUUUUGGAAAUCGUGUCAUCCGUGAGAAUUGAGUUAAACAAAGGUUUUGCAGCAAUUAGAGAUAUCGCUUCAGGGAAAGACCUCAAAAAGUUUCUAUCUGUUAUUGCUGGUUUGUGGUUUGUGUCAAUCAUCAGCAACUGUUAUAACUUCUUGACAUUGGUUUACAUAUUGGUUGUGUUGCUGUUCACGGUGCCUGUGGCGUAUGAUAAAUAUGAGGAUAAGAUUGAUCCGCUUGCAGAGAAAGCAUUGAUUGAAAUCAAGAAACAAUAUGCGGUUUUCGAUGCAAAAGUGUUGUGUAAGAUCCCGAGAUCCAUGAAAGAGCUUAAAGCUAAGAAAAAGGUUUAAGAAUAUGCAACGACUUUGUUACUGGGUAGGUGUGUCUUAUAUAUCUAAAUCUUAAAAAUGGUUGAUUAUUGUGUUUUUCUUGAUGAUUUGGGGUUUGUGAGGUUGGUAAUAGAGAUUGAUUGAUACGUAAAACCCUCCUCCCCAAUAUAAUUUCUUGUGUUUUUAGAGUUGUGGUGAUGUCUUUGUGUUUUUUUUUUUAAAAUAUAUACAUGGUGUUACAGUUUUUGUUGAUGUGGCACUUUGUCUUGAAACUAAUAUAUGAUGUAGUAUGUUUGUCUUUGUGAGAACACAAUCUUGGUGGUGUGUGGUCAUUUCUUGCAUGAUGUGUAUUAAAUCUUGUCGACUACAUUAGUGGGUCCUAAAAUUCUAUUUAUUUAUUUAUUCUGAUUCUGAUUUUGAUUCAGUAAAUGUCACCAUCAAAUUAUGGAAUCCGUGUUUAUAGCUAUCAUUAUAAAACAAGUAAAUGUUAAAUGACCUAACAACUUGAUUCCGCUCACUUAAGUGAGAGUUGUAAAUUGUUAGAACAGAGUGGAAAAACAUUAUCGGUUUUAAAUUACUGGAUUUUUUUUUCUUUCUUUUAAUAAUUGAUGGUUUGAGUUCACUUCCUGUUAUUAGUAUUUUGAUCAUGUUACAAGGAAUUUAAUUUUGUGAUUGUAUUUAAGACACU